UCUUUUUGUAAUCGCGUCAACAGUAGCAAUUGGAAACGACCCAGUACUAUUAUACCCAAAAGGCACGGUGCUUCAGCUAAUAUUUGGCACUUCUGUCCCAAUUGACAUGAGCAAAAGAGGCGGUAUAGGAUUCUCAUCUGGAUUCCAAUUCAAUCAUGCCCUGCCAUGGAAUAUUUCUCAAUUCGAACCGAUGACGGUUUCAUCCAGACAAAGUCGAAAUUUGGAGCUAGAAGAUAUAUAUUCGACUUUGGAAAAUUUACUCGAAGAAAGUGGUUGGCCAAAUGGAAGAGAGUGCCUUCUACGUACAAUUUGUGAGCUAGCCGAGACCCCCUUAGCGAGGAGUAGUCAGGACAUAGUUGAGGAUAUUAUUCAUUUGCUUCUUACGCCCUCGGAAGAUUUACCGGAGACUGGUUAUUCGAGUCACCGGAGCAUUAGCAAAUUGUAUCAGGACGCUGAACGAUUAGGAAGGUCUGGUGGUAACUGUAUUCUAACUUAUCCGGAUUGCAUCGAAUCGCCCUUGGAAUCAUUUACCCAAAUCACAUUUCCCUAA
Messenger RNA from Belonocnema kinseyi, 550 nucleotides. RefSeq lists its product as uncharacterized. Lineage: Eukaryota; Metazoa; Arthropoda; Insecta; Hymenoptera; Cynipidae. Bases 107 to 550 code for a protein of 147 amino acids. The transcript has 4 exons. The record is from RefSeq and is a predicted model, not a curated record.